Molecule: messenger RNA, 1171 nt
Organism: Drosophila innubila
Lineage: Eukaryota; Metazoa; Arthropoda; Insecta; Diptera; Drosophilidae
Product: plancitoxin-1-like
Exons: 2
Coding region: 52-1137 (361 amino acids)
Biological process (GO): apoptotic DNA fragmentation
Molecular function (GO): deoxyribonuclease II activity
Source: RefSeq, a predicted model, not a curated record
CAAUUUUUCAGUAUAAUUUGAACCGUCGAACGAGAAGUUUGUACGAAUAUAAUGCGCUUGAUUUGCCUUUUGCUUUGGGCAGCUGUUUCGCUGCAGACUUGUCUGGCUACCAACAAGGUGAGCUGCAAGGAUGAGCAGGGACACGAUGUGGACUGGUGGUACAUGUACAAGCUGCCCAAGCACUACACGAAAGAUCAGCUGGGACAGGACGUGACAGGAUUAAGAUACUUCUUUGUGACCAGCACUGCUUACGAUAGCUGGAAGCUGUCUGGACGCCGCAUCGGCGAUUCCAACUCGAUGCCGGCACAGACGCUGAAUCCCCUUUACGCAGAUCCAAAAGUUCUGUUGGCCGCCUACAACGAUGAAUUCCCCAAUGGUACCGUCGCAAACACCGGCGGUCACACAAAGGGUGUGAUAGCCACCGAUGGAACAACGGGCAUGUUUUUGGUGCACUCGGUGCCCAAGUUUCCAACGGUACCGCAGUACAGCUAUCCCACAGCGGGUGAGCAUUACGGACAGAGCCUGCUCUGUGUAACCCUCGAUGUCGAGGGAGUUGAGAAGGUGGGUGAGCUGCUCGUCUUCAAUGAGCCCCACUUCUACUUCGAGCGCAAUCCUCUCAUGCGAACCGGCGAACUCUUUCCCAGUCUGGAGCGUGCUCUCAAGCGUCAGUGGCGCACUGAGUCGCCAUACCAAAAGGACAUCGAGGUGCGCUCAUUGAACGGCAAACAGUUCCGUCUCUUUGGCAAGAGUUCACGUGCCAAUGUGGAGCUCUAUAACGAUGUGGUGGCCCCAGCCUUGGGUGUCAGUCUCUUUGUCGAGGCGUGGCGCGACGGUGCUGGCAAUUUGCCCGACAGCUGCGACACCGCCAACAAAGUCUACAACGUCGAGGAGAUCGCCAAUCAGGACAUCUUCAUUGGCUUCAAGACAACCGGCGAUCACUCCAAAUGGGCUGUCUCCGAGGAAACUGGCAUCAAGCUGCACCGCUGGCGCAUCGGUGGUGGCGAUUGGAUCUGCAUCGGCGACAUCAACCGCCAGCAACAUCAACUCAAUCGUGGGGGAGGCACUGUCUGCCACAAAAGCUCACGAGUCUCCGAUCUCUAUCGCAAGCUGGUUGCCGAUUACGAAAAAUGUAACUAAAGGUCACAUCAUUUAAUAAAGUUUAAUCAAAAAA